AUGGCGAGCAACAAUGGAGGGAAGGAAGAAAGAAGAAAGAGAAUUGCAGAGAGAGGUUCGGAUCGCAUGGCCCUGAUAACGGGUCGAAUCAACGCGCUUCCUCCAACACCAUCUCCCGGGUCCUCCCCAACACAUCGCAACGUUCCUCGACAUGCGCAGUCCAUGUCCCUUGCUCCCGGUUUCGAUUCCCCCUCAGAGGUGGACAAUGACCCCCCUCGCCGCCAGCGUCCUCAGUCAUUGUCUGCAUUUGGCGAUUACAACGAAAAUCGCACUGGCGGUGCUGAAGAUAAACGUAGUCAAUUUCUCUCUGCAUCAAGGCUAAAACAUCAGGGAGGAUUUAGGUAUUCACACUUGGAAAAUAUGAAGUUCCCAACUGAAGAUGAACCUCCCAAACAUGAUUCUGAUCCUAUUACAGAAGCAAACAAUCAAGUGGCUGAGGAUCAUGGUGCCAAAAUGAAACCACCUCCUGUCCCGACAAUAGCUAAAAAUCCGGCACAAGACACACAACAAUUAAAGCAACCUCCCAGGCAUAAGGCUGCAUUAUUCGCUUCAAGAGAGCUGAAUUACUGCAUUUUAGCUUCUGAGCCCACACGUGCUCUCAGUUCUCUGAUAAUAGCAUUGGUGGUAGUUUUUUAUUACUUGAUUUCAAAGAGUAUCUUAGCCUCAAGGCCUCUUUACAUACUUUUGUUAACUGAUGUUACAAUUGUGUUUGCUCGCCUCUUCGGUGGAAAGGCUAUUGUUGUGGAAGAAACUGAGGAAGAAAAGGGUAAAACUCCCGGAGAUGGACACAGUUGGGGAGAUGCUGUAAAGCUUUUGGAGAGGGGUUUAGUGGUUUACCAGGCCAUUAGAGGUGUUUUCAUAGAUUGCAGUAUUUAUCUAGUGGUUGUUGUAUGUUGCACCUCCUUGAUGUAG
Molecule: messenger RNA, 912 nt
Organism: Sphenostylis stenocarpa
Lineage: Eukaryota; Viridiplantae; Streptophyta; Magnoliopsida; Fabales; Fabaceae
Source: the annotation of a GenBank genome assembly